Molecule: messenger RNA, 1008 nt
Organism: Mesorhabditis spiculigera
Lineage: Eukaryota; Metazoa; Nematoda; Chromadorea; Rhabditida; Rhabditidae
Source: the annotation of a GenBank genome assembly
AUGCUGGACGACGGCGUAUGCAAAGCCGGUCUGAAGGUAAAAGUGUUUGAAAGCCUACCGCUGGGUGAGCAAACCCCAACGUUUAGUGAUUGCCCGAGCCAUCCCUCUGAGGACGCGGUGCUUUCGGCAUUGCGUGUUUACCAAGACGAGAAUUGCGAUGGCCUGAUUGCCCUGGGCGGCGGUGCGGUUAUCGACCUGGCCAAGGGCGUCGCGUUGAUGGCGACCCACGAGGGCAAGUUGGCUGACUAUGCAGUGGGGAGCGCGCGAGGGGCACAGAUUGGUCCCUUUGUCGCGCCGCUGCUUUGCAUCCCCACCACUGCCGGCACCGGUAGCGAGGUGGGACGCGGCGCGGGGAUCGCAAUAGGCUCUGGUGGCGAAAAAGCGAUCUUUAUGAGCGUAAACCUGGUGCCAAAGGUCGCGCUCUAUGACCCGGAUCUCACCCUUACGCUUCCCGCGCGGCUGACUGCCGCGACCGGUAUUGAUGCGCUGGGUCAUGCAAUCGAAGGGUAUCUCUCACCGGCGGUGAACCCGCCAGUCGAUGCCAUUGCACUGGACGCUAUAGAAAGGCUGUGCCGCAACCUGGGCACAGCUGUGGCCAACCCUUCAGAUCGCGAAGCUCGUUCGCAGGUGUUGAUGGGCGCUAUGGAGGGGGGCAUGUGCAUGUGGAAAGGGUUGGGCUGGGCUCAUGCGCUUUCCAUUCCUCUGGACACGUUCAAUUUGCACCACGGCACGUUGAUCGGCUUGCUUCUCCCUGAAACCCUCAAGUGGGCUCGGACGGUUGUCCCGGAAAAGUUCGAGCGCCUUGAUCGUGUCCUGGGAGGACGCUGCGAGGACAUCGUUUCGGCGCUCGUAUCGGAGAUCGGUUUGCCUCGUACGUUGAGUUCAUUGGGCGUGCCCUUCGACGCGUUGCCCGAAGUCGCCGAGGCAGCCACUAAAAGUGUCUUUAACCGGACUGCACCGUUACCCGCCGAAGCACCUUACUUCCUGGACCUUUUGCACAAGGUCUAC